Molecule: messenger RNA, 374 nt
Organism: Ochotona curzoniae (black-lipped pika)
Lineage: Eukaryota; Metazoa; Chordata; Mammalia; Lagomorpha; Ochotonidae
Product: proteasome assembly chaperone 4-like
Exons: 1
Coding region: 1-303 (100 amino acids)
Biological process (GO): proteasome assembly
Source: RefSeq, a predicted model, not a curated record
AUGCCCACAGACUUCUUAAUAAUAAAACACCUACUCUGCAGAGCAAAACAUCAUUCUACUGCGUCGCACUUGCGCAACCUCGCCGUGGCCAUGUGCAGCCGCUACGAUUCCAUCCCCGUGUCUACCCACCUGCUCGGAGACGCUUCCGACACGAGUUCCACCGGCCUUGCCCAGCGCCUAGCCAGGAAGACCAACAAACAGGUGUUUGUGAGCUAUAACCUUCAGAACACAGACAGUAACUUCGCACUGCUCAUGGAGAACAGGAUCAUGGAGGAAAUGGAGGCCUUCCCUGAGAAGUUCUAGUGGAACAGCCGGAGCUCAUGUAUGGUACUCCGUAAUAAACGGACUGGCUUUCAUUGUGGAAAAAAAAAAAA